Talaromyces proteolyticus is the source of this 1704-nucleotide messenger RNA. Its product is annotated as putative C2H2 finger domain protein. The transcript has 3 exons. Bases 1 to 1704 code for a protein of 567 amino acids. Lineage: Eukaryota; Fungi; Ascomycota; Eurotiomycetes; Eurotiales; Trichocomaceae. The record is from RefSeq and is a predicted model, not a curated record.
AUGGAAUCAGGGAACGCUGUCUCCCUUACCUCACUACAGACCAUGAACCAUAAAUCGCGACAUAACCAUACUUCCCUUCAGGACCUCUCUUCCAUCACAAGGAAUCCCCAGGAUGAUGAAACUUCCCAGGAUCACUUUAUUUUGUCUUCUGCCCUUCAUCACACACAGGAUAUGGAUCAGUGGACACUAAGCACAUCAGACUCUAUGGAAUCCAGUCCAAUUGCUACUCAGCCGGAGACACCGGAAGUUCAGAUGCUUUCAUACUCUUUCUCACACCAGCUCAUUCCCAGCGGUGCUGGCAUUAAUGACACAGCGGCCAUGUUUCCUUCACUGUCGGACGUUCAAGUUGCCGGAAAUAUGGGUGACCAUGGUGAUAUGGACUUUUCCCACACACAGGACUUUACUCAGGCCUUCUCUUCCUUGGUGGACUUUCCUUAUGACCAUGAUGAAGGCUGCACACGUGACGACACCGCUUCCCCAGGGCAUGCUUCUCAUCAUGAUGACUGCCAUCUAGUUUCCACACAGGACACCUGGAGUUUACCAUUAGACACAUCAAACUACGGUGGAGCCGCUUUUGAUCAAAUCACCAACGCGCUUUCUGCACCUGUAUCUCCCCCUUUGACCGAGUCUAGUCAUAUUUCUGUUACUUCUGCAUGCUCCCAACCGGCAUAUCCUUUCCGCAACCAGGAUGAGACCUUGAUGGGUGACGCCACUGUAUGCGGCCAAAACAUCAGCCUUGGAGAACCUUUUCUUCCUUUGACUCCCCCUCUGAACGAGCAGGACCCCAACAGAACCAUUAGGCCUUCCAAGCAGGCGCAACGCCAUCUUUUAUCAACAACUACCACCCGCCCUGCCAGGAAAUCCGACCCGGAGGCAUAUGUGUCUCUACCAAUUGGAGAACCGGCUCGACGAACCAAGGAAGACUCCGAAUCCAGAGCUACUCCCAGGGAUCAUCCAUUUUAUUCAUUGCCAACUCGGAAUGACGGAAAAUACUACUGCCCAUUUGCCAGUGGCGAGAACCCAUGCACCCAUACUCCGACAACUCAGAAAUGUGCUUACCACAAAUACCUGGACUCUCAUUUGAAACCAUAUAGGUGUAAAGUACCUGCUUGUGCGGCCCAAAACCUGCAUUUCUCUUCGAACGCCUGCUUGUUCCGUCACGAGCGUGAAGCCCAUGGAUUCCACGGCCAUGGAGACAACCCUCAUUUGUGCCUCUUUGAAGGGUGCGAUCGAGCCGUUCCUGGAUAUGGAUUUCCCCGUCGGUGGAACCUUUUUGAUCACAUGAAAAGAGUUCACGACUACACUGCCUCCGACCAGCCUAGCUCUCCUGAAACGGCUACUGCCGCUGGUUCUGGCCAGAUUUCUAGAAAGAAGGAUUCCGCUGGCAUUCGUAAGAGGAAGGUUACCAAACCUGUAGGUGGAGCAACAACCAUGAAGAGGACCAAAUCCACAUCUUCCCAAGGCAAUGCAGGUGUAAAGGCCAACUCUGCUCAGCACAGUCAAAGACUUCAAAACGCGGAGCAUAACUAUUACAACUGCCGCUCACGGCUGCUCGAGGAGCUUGCUACAAUUAAGCCCCAGGACUCUACUAUGCACGAGAAGGUCAAUGCCAGUCUUCAGGAACUGAUUACCCUGGGAUUAAACUAUCGACAACUGGAAGCUAGCUCUGCAGCCACUCAGUUAGCCAACGGUAUUUGCUCUUGA